Messenger RNA from Momordica charantia (bitter melon), 2233 nucleotides. RefSeq names its product Polynucleotidyl transferase, ribonuclease H-like superfamily protein. NCBI's taxonomy places the organism in Eukaryota, Viridiplantae, Streptophyta, Magnoliopsida, Cucurbitales, Cucurbitaceae. The record is from RefSeq and is a predicted model, not a curated record. Gene Ontology annotation, molecular function: 3'-5'-RNA exonuclease activity; RNA binding.
GACAGUUUCCCUUCGGCGUUUCCAUUUGCAUUUCCAUAUCGGCGUUUCCAUUUUUUCCGGUAUGAUUUGAAUGAAAGCUUAACGGGAAACUAUGGCUUCUCGUUCCUCAUCUCUCCACUUCCACAGACGCCUCUACAGUACCUUCAAUCAAUGGAGCGUUCGUCAAGUUCGCAAAUCCGACUUCCAUGGCUGCUUGGGGGACCUGGACGGCCACAUCUCCGCCUCCGACUUCAUCGCUCUCUCUCUCCAGAAGACGGGUUCUUCUUCGUUCCCUUGGCACCGCCUUCAGCCCUUUGACACCUCCCACACCGCCUAUUGCAAGGCCAAGUACGCCGCCGAGAAGUUUCAGAUCCUCCAAUUCGCUCUCUGCCCCUUUUCUGUCCGGGAAUCCAAGCUUAUCGCUCAUCCGUACAAUUUUCAUUUGUUCCCCAGAGAUGAACUGAACAUUGGGAUGCCUUCUUACAGUUUCUCAUGUCAAGUUUCACAUCUAACAUCCAUGGCUCGUGAAGGUUUUGAUUUUGAUGCUUGCAUAUAUGAUGGCAUUUCUUAUUUAUCUAGAGCUCAAGAGUCUAUAGCAAAAGUUCGAAUGGGCUGUCCAACUCCGACAACUAGUACUUACGUUUUGAAAUCUUCUUCUAGACAGUCAAUUGCUGAUUCAGUUUUCAUUCAACGGGUUAAAUCACGGGUUAAGAACUGGAAAGAUGCAUGUAAUUCAAGCACAAAAACAAAUGACGCUCUGCUAAGUUCUUUGAAAAAGCUCAUCAUUGGUAGUGAGCAGUAUGGAUCAAGACCAUCCAUGACUAUAGAUGUUUGUAGUGAACGUCAAGUUCUACUUGUAUUAGAGCUGUUGAGUGACUUUUCUGAUGACUUAGUUCCUGUCGUAAUUCCAGCAAAGGGCGGAGGAACUCAAGCAAUUCGUGCCAUUUUGACAAGCUCAAAAGAUGACAAGAUUCUGCUUGAGAAGGAGCUUCAAAAUCUUGAAGAGGAGGAAAACAAGAGAUUUCGUGGUUUUCGAGAGGUGAUAGAUAUGAUUUCUGCUUCACAGAAACCUAUUGUCUCCUACGGUUCUCUUAAUGGUGUUUAUCUGAUAUAUUCUUUAUUAUUGGUUGGUCUCUUGGUUUUUUUUCUUUUUCUUUUGCUCUCUAGUUUUUCUUCUAAUGCUUUUCUUUUGCAUGCAGAUUUUACAUUUAUUCACUCAAAAUUCCUUGCCCCCCUACCUCCUAGGAUAGAUGAGUUUUCUGAUUCAUUGCAUUCAGUUUUCCCACAAGUGCUUGAUGUCCAGCAUCUGAUGAGAAAUAUUAGUGGCCUCAAUAAACCGACCAGUAUAUCUUCAGCUCUUUCCUACUUGAAGAAUCACUAUUUUGCACCUGUUGACUUGGAUAUUCCUGUUGAAGGUACAGGAAAUGAGCGCAAGUUUCAUGGGCAUAAUGCUAUAAAGUUAUGCCAUUUGUUUACAAAAGUCUGCUCUGUACUUAAAAUUGAUCUCAGUGGUGUCCAAUUCAACGAGAAGCCCUUGGCCUCAAAUCUUGAAGGGUGUGCAAAUGUUUUUGCUUCAUUCCCUCCCUGCAACCAAGAGCCUGAGGACGAGGGUGAGGACGUAAAGAUCUCGACAAGGAACGUUAGAAAAGUGAGCUGUGGGCAGUUGGUUUUCUUGUGGGGAUUUAGAGACGGGAUGACCGCCGGGUUGCUGAAAGCGGCACUCCAAGGAUCCCACGAAGUUUUAUGUGAAGAGUUCGAUGUACGGUUCGUGGGCAAGAAGUGCGCCAUUCUUGUUUUCUGGCAACCUGGCUUAUCUGAAACUUUCCUUGAUGCGAUACACAGCGAUGGCAUUCUGGGAUCUCUAAAAGAUAUGGUAUCAGAAGGCCUAAGAGCAGCAAGUUACGAAACUUACAAGAGAGUCUGUAGGUUGGGUCAUUGGGAAGCAGAUUUAGCUGAGUCCCUGGAGAGAGCCACUUCGGAAGCUGAUUGCGAAACCGCUCGGUUAGACAUCUAUUACUCUAAUAAUUCUUUGAUUAAUUUGAAUGAUCUUUGAGACUGUUCUAGACAUGGUUGGGUUGCCAAAAUUCAGAUAGCUUAGGGACUAGUGGAGUGGAAUUCUUUCUAUUUACUAACUGAUAUUUGGCACCCAUGAUAAACCUUGAAGUUUUGGCCCAUUACUCAGAAUUUGUAAGUUAUGAUGCUGAAAUACUUUCCUUUCCAUUAUGUUGUACAUAUUUUUGUGCAUUAGGUGGUA